AUGUACCACGUCGACAAUAAAUAUAUCCAGGCUCCCAUGAAACAACGGACGGACUACUACACCUCCUCUGCAACCCUUACCAGUACUCUGGAGUCGAAUCCUGUCAUUCCAAACGCCAUGAGCCAAGAGCACCAAAGACUACGUCCAAGUCUACGGCGAUUCAUGCUGUCGUAUGCCCCCGACUGGAUCAUAUCUGGUGCCCUUUGGGCGAUCUUCUGGGCAAUCGACAACUACAUCCGAGUCUCUGGGUUUAAGAGGCAGUUUUCGCUGUCUGAUGUCUCAUUACGAUAUCCCUAUGCUGUCAAUGAACGUGUCGGGACAACGGCUCUUAGCUUCAUCUCUUGCGGCAUCCCAUUUGUGGUUCAGUGCUUCGUCAAUUUUUUGACAGUCCAGUCAUGGUGGGAUUUCCACCACAGCACUCUGGGAUUGGUCCUCUCUCUGUCGACGACAAGGGCCAUCACACAAUUAGUCAAAGUCACGGUUGGACGACCUCGGCCAGAUUUAAUCUCCCGCUGUCAGCCUGUGACGGGCUCUGCAGACCCUCUUUUUGGCCUAUCUACGGUAGAUAUAUGUACGCAGACGGUAUCGAAGAUACUCGAAGAUGGAUGGAAAAGCUUCCCCAGCGGUCAUUCCAGCAUGUCCUUUGCAGGCCUCGGAUUCCUCGCCUUUUACUUGAUCGGUAAACUGCAUCUAUUUGACACCCGGGGAUAUGUCAGUAAAGUGUGGAUAUGUAUUGCUCCCCUUGCUGGUGCAAUGUUAGUGGCAAUUUCGCGCACUAUGGACUAUCGUCACCAUUGGCAGGACGUUGUGGGUGGAUCGACGCUUGGACUUCUCCUCGCAUACUUUUCGUACAGGCAGUAUUACCCUCACCUAGCAUUGGCAGAAUCACACCAGCCGUAUACUACCCGGUUCGAAGAUACCAAGAGUGUUGAAUUUGGUGGGAUCAGCGGAACCACAGAACCGUUGUUAAACAGUUAUGACGAAGAUGAUGAAGUGAUCAGCACGAGACGUCAUCCAAGGACCGGAAUUCGACGGUAA
Messenger RNA from Suillus bovinus, 1038 nucleotides. RefSeq names its product phosphatidic acid phosphatase type 2/haloperoxidase. The coding region runs from base 1 to 1038 and encodes 345 amino acids. NCBI's taxonomy places the organism in Eukaryota, Fungi, Basidiomycota, Agaricomycetes, Boletales, Suillaceae. The record is from RefSeq and is a predicted model, not a curated record. Gene Ontology annotation, molecular function: phosphatidate phosphatase activity. The transcript has 11 exons. Gene Ontology annotation, biological process: phospholipid metabolic process.